CUCAGCGCUAUUUUACCGCCAAUUGGAAGCUACUCGUAACUCGACAUCAACGUUCCCAACUCAUACUUCAAGGUCGUUGAGGACAAUGAUAUGGAGUAGCACCAUUGGCACAUGUACAUUUUACACUGGUUACAUGCAAUGUCUUGUGAUCUUGUGAUGCUUAUUGUUUUUACGCCAUUAAGUUGCAGGCUGGCAUCAAGCCAGAUCAUCAACGCGGCAGCCACGUUGAAUUCUACUCACCUCCCACUGUAUUCUUGCCCACUUCAAACUAUCGUCUUCACUUUCAAACCAAAUCCAAGAUAUCUGUGUCGUAUUCACGGGUGCGUUUGCCAAAUUCACGCAUUGUCCCAUACCGCUCUUCUAAUUCUUUGGCAUGGUGUGCUUCAUCCUCCAAAAUAUCGUGGCACAUAUAUUUCUCUUGACUUAGUUUUGGUUUUUGAAUACGUACUACGGUACCCUCUAUGCAGAAUCAGAAUCACUCCACUGGUAGCUUCGUCUGGCUCUGCCAGAGUCGGUGACACGAGGGCUAACUCAGAGUAGGAUGCAAGCAGGUGGAGCCGCUGGGCGGGAAACCUGCUUACGAAUUCGACUGUGACCAAGUUCUACAAAAUCGUAGUAAAUUAAGGGGGGUGUACAAGGAACGAUAAGGAGGAUGUGUGUCUCGACGUCAACGGUAGGUCAAACGAGGGAAAAACUGCACUAACGCUCAGUUGUGCUGGGAAACUGUCACCCGGCACCUGAACAACGCCGAUGAUGGUACGCCGAUGACGU
Messenger RNA from Suillus subaureus, 771 nucleotides. RefSeq lists its product as uncharacterized. Lineage: Eukaryota; Fungi; Basidiomycota; Agaricomycetes; Boletales; Suillaceae. Bases 112 to 540 code for a protein of 142 amino acids. The transcript has 3 exons. The record is from RefSeq and is a predicted model, not a curated record.